UGACAAUCAUAGCACACUCAAUUAUUUGAAAGAACUCUUCGCAGGCCUAUAACUCAUUGGAAGAUUGAAAAUACUUUUUUUUGGUCGUUCCCAUCAAAUAAGUCAGAAUAGUCCUGGCAACUUGUUUGACAUCUUCAAGGUCAUGAUGUUGGCACUUGUUAGUGUCGUUUUCGUGUCACUUCUAUCCGAUUCCGAAGCGGUGAGUGUUCCUGGAGUGACACCAAAUGAGUUUUCUAAGGGAGACACUAUUGAAGUCAGGGUAUGACACACUUUUUGCAUGGUAACGUUUUCAAGGCUGUGAAGUUGACCAGCUACGUAACUCAGCUUCCAUAUGAAUAUUAUAAAGUCCCAUUCUGUCGUCCAAAGCAACUUAUUGAGUAUCCACCAGAGAAUAUUGGUGAGAUACUUCGUGGUGAUCGUGUUGUUAAUACCCCGUUUGGAAUAAAAAUGGCAGAAAAUAGAGGCUGUUCCCAGGUCUGUCCUCUUGUCACUUUAAGUGCAAAGGAUGCCACAAAUCUGAAAUUGUUUAUUUUGAAUCAGUACUCGGUGCAUCUUUCUAUCGAUAAUCUACCUUGUGGAACUAAAAUUUCUUCUGAUGGUGGCAAAACGUUCCGCUAUGAACAUGGUUAUAGGCUAGGUUCUGUCGUUGAUGGAGUCGCUUAUAUUAACAAUCACCUGAAAUUUAUUCUACAGUAUCACGAGACCGAUAGUGGCUCUUACCGUUUUGUUGGUUUUGAAAUAGAACCUAUGAGUGUUUCUGAGAAAUAUCUGCAUUCAGAGAACGGUGUGUGCAAGGAUGUGAACUCAGAUUUACCGAUUUCGAACUGGAAGAGUAUUGAUGGGAAGGAAACUGUUAUUCAAUUCACUAGUGAAGUUGUUUGGGAGCCAUCAGACGUCAAAUGGGCCUCGCGUUGGGAUAUAUACUUAAAAACUGCAAGUGGCCAACUUCAUUGGUUCUCAAUCAUAAAUUCUGUGGUUAUUGUAUUGUUUCUCACCACGGUCAUUUUCAUGAUUCUUAUUCGAACUCUGAGAAAGGAUAUUGCGAAAUACAACCGUGACGAUGAUGUUGAAGAUAUUCUUGAAGAGUCAGGGUGGAAACUAGUGCACGGAGACGUAUUCCGUCCACCUCGACAUACACGUUUACUUACAGCAAUGUUCGGCUCCGGUGUGCAGUUGUUUUUCAUGGUCUUUAUCGUGAUAUUUUUUGCCAUGCUUGGAACCUUAUCACCAGCUUCUCGUGGAGCGCUAAUGAAUGCUGCGAUAUUCACUUACGUUUUUAUGGGUCUUUUUGCCGGAUAUUUUGCUGGGAGAUUAUAUAAAACGCUACGAGGAUUGUUCUGGAAGUCAACCGCUGUAGCUACUGGAUUACUCUUCCCCGGGAUUGUGCUUAUAUUCGGAUUGGUGCUGAAUACAUUCAUUUGGUAUAAGGGUUCAUCUGCUGCCGUUCCAUUUACCACACUAAUUGCAUUGCUGUCGUUAUGGUUGGGGAUUUCAUUACCUCUCAUAUACAUUGGAUUCUAUUUUGGUUACCGCAAACGUGGAUAUGAGCAGCCUAUCCGAACUAACCAGAUUCCUAGAGCUGUACCAGAUCAAAGAUUUUGUCAAAGUUUAUUGCUGACCACACUCUACUCUGGAGCUCUACCCUUCGGUGCAGUUUUUAUUGAAGUCUUCUUCAUAUACAAUGCUAUUUGGGAAAGUCAGUUCUACUAUUUAUUCGGAUUUUUGUUCGUUGUAUUCAUAAUAUUGAUCAUAUGUUGUGCUCAAGUGGCUAUCGUUUCGACGUACUUUCAGUUGUGCAAUGAGGACUAUCAUUGGUGGUGGCGUACCUUCAUAACAUCUGGUGGAGCUGCAGUUUAUCUGUUGGGAUAUUCCUUCUUCUACUUUGUGACCAAGCUUAAUAUUACAGAAUUUGUUCCAACAAUUAUAUACUUUGGCUAUAGUACACUAAUGGCAAUCGCAUUUUGGAUUCUCACAGGCACUAUUGGAUUUACAUCGACAUACAUAUUUCUGCGAUAUAUCUAUUCCGUUAUUAAAAUAGACUAAAAUAUCUGUGUGUUAACUAAGAUGCAUAAAUUUGUUGUGUUAAAUUAUUAUUAAUAUUAUUGAUAUUAACACUUGUAUUAUUGAUGCAACAAUCAUAAUAGUCCCUUAUUUCAUCAUUUUACUAUUUCACACUAAUUUAUAACAUUUUCAUUUUGGAAAUUAUUAUUCCUUCUGUCAAUUUUAUAUUGUAUCACAUUAAAUGGAUAUACAUAAUGUUCAGCAUAGUCAAUGCUUUGAUCUCAAUUUUUGUGUGUCAUCAGUGAAAUGCUGCAAGUAGUGGUCACUUCCGUUUUCAAUUUGAAAUAAGUAAAUCGGAUCUAGUUAUGAGGUUUGAGAACAUCUAGAGGAGAAGUUAUCUGUAUAUUUGAGAAAACUAUUACUACGAAACAAAGUAAAAACUGUAAGAAGUUUCAAUUUUAAAUAAAUGAAUACAUACCACAAUACUUUUAGAUAAAAAGGAAUUCAUUCAGCGAUAGCCCAUGUAAGCCACAAACAGUUAGUGCUAGUUCAGGUUAAUUAUUCAACUCAAGAAGAUAAAAUCGGUGAAAUACCUUUGACACAG
Trichobilharzia regenti is the source of this 2605-nucleotide messenger RNA. The record is from the annotation of a GenBank genome assembly. Lineage: Eukaryota; Metazoa; Platyhelminthes; Trematoda; Strigeidida; Schistosomatidae.